GAAGACAACAACAGAUCACUACCUCCAUCCCCGUCCGUCUCCAGCACGGCCCGCCAAUGGCCACCACCACCACCACCACCACCACUACCCUCCCUCCUCGAAACCCUAACCCUAACCCUAACUCCCCUGCUCCCUCCGAUCAUCCCCUCCUCUCCUCUUCCUCCGCCUCCGACGACGAUGACGACGCCUCUGACGACGUCUCCAAUGGCGAUGCCGACCCUUCCUCCGCUGCCCUCGAGCGCUCCAUCUUCGCCUCCUACCUCCGCACCUCCCCCGACGACGACGACGCCAUUGACGACGACCUCUCCAAGCUCCGCUCCUUCCUCUCCUCCUCCUCCCUCCUCCGCCGCCGCCUCCCUUCCUGCCUCAUCUGCCUCGACCCCCUCCGCCCCUCCCACCCCGUCUGGUCCUGCUCCGCCUCCUGCCACGCCCUCUUCCACCUCCCCUGCAUCCAAUCCUGGGCCCGCCAAUCCCUCCACCUCCGCUCCCCCGACUGGCCUUGCCCUAAGUGCCGAUCCCCCUACCCCAAAACCCUAAUCCCCAAAUCCUACUUCUGCUUCUGCGGCAAGGUCCAAGAUCCCCCCUUGGACCCCUGGAUCCUCCCCCACUCCUGCGGCGAGAUCUGCGGCCGCCCCCUCGCCGGGGAGUGCGGCCACACCUGCUUGCUUCUGUGCCACCCCGGCCCCUGCCCCCCCUGCCCCGUCCUCGCCUCCUCCCAAUGCUUCUGCGGCCGCCGCGCCGACGUCCGCCGCUGCGCCCGCAGGCGCUUCUCCUGUGGCGAGCCCUGUAACAAGCCCCUCCCCUGCGGCUCCCACCGCUGCCCGACGACGUGCCACGAUGGCCCGUGCCUGCCGUGCCGCGUGCGCGGGACCUACAAAUGCGCCUGCGGCGCGGAAGAGCAAGAGCGGAUUUGUGCCGAGCGCGAGUUCCGGUGCGACCGGCCGUGUGGCGGGACGCUCGCAUGCGGGAGGCACGAGUGCGGGCGCGGUUGCCACGCUGGUGCCUGCGGGGCGUGCCCGCUUCAGGGGCGCCGGACGUGCCCGUGCGGGAAGAAGGAGCACCUUGGGCUCAGCUGUGACGCUCAAGUGCCCACGUGUGGGUCCACGUGUGGGAAGAUGCUUGGCUGCGGGAUGCAUAGGUGCCCGGAGAGGUGCCACCGCGGGGCGUGUGUGGAGAAUUGUAGGAUUGUUGUUCUCAAGUCAUGCCGAUGCGGGAGCAUGAAGAAGGAGGUUCCUUGCUAUCAAGAUUUGACUUGUGAAAGGAAGUGUCAGCGAGUACGAGAUUGUGGUCGCCAUGCUUGUAGACGCCGUUGCUGUGGAGGGGAUUGCCCACCUUGUCCAGAGAUUUGUGACAGGAAGCUUAGAUGCAACAACCAUAAAUGUCCUUCCCCAUGUCACAGAGGUGCUUGUUCUCCUUGUCCAUUGAUGGUGUCCAUUUCAUGCUAUUGUGGGGAGACACGCUUUGAGGUUCCAUGUGGGACUGAGAAGAAUCAGAAGCCUCCGAAAUGUUCAAAACGGUGCUUUAUAUCUCGCCUCUGUAGACAUAAGUCUGAAUGCCGGCCCCACAAAUGCCACUAUGGUGCUUGCCCACCUUGCCGAAUGACCUGUGGGGAGGAGCUUCCUUGUGGUCACAAGUGUAGAGAAAGGUGCCAUGGUCCUAUACCUCCUCCUAACCCAGAGUUCACAUUGAAACCAAAGAAAAAGAGAAUAGGAAGGUCCAUUGAAUGUACACCUGGAUCACCAUGUCCACCUUGUCGAGAAAUUGUUCUAGUGUCAUGCUUUGGCCAGCAUAUUGGCGAAGAGCGUCCAUUGGUGUGCUCCACUAAGAAGCCGUUUCCAUGUCAGAACUUAUGUGGCAACCUUCUUCCCUGUGGCAAUCAUUACUGCACAAAAUCAUGCCAUGUUUUGAAGAGUCAGUUGUUUGUUUUAGACCAUAAUGAAAAGCAUGAAAAUUCUCAUCAACAAGAAUCGAUCAUCUUGCCAUUCAAUGCUCAGAGUCCACUUGCUGAGCCCUGUGAAGAAUGCUACCUCCCUUGUCAAAAGGACAGGGAGCCCUCUUGCUCGCAUCCUUGCCCUCUUCGAUGCCAUUCGGAUAACUGCCCUCCUUGCAAAGUCCUUGUAAAAAGAGCAUGCCAUUGUGGUGCCAUGGUGCAUGUUUUCGAGUGUUUGUAUUACAAUAGCAUGAGUGAUGAGGAGCAACAGAGAGUACGAACGUGUAGCGGCCCAUGCCACAGGAAAUUGCCCAACUGCCCACACCUAUGUUCUGAAAUUUGUCAUCCUGGUCAGUGCCCAUCAUCUGAUCGGUGUUUGAAAAAGGUCAAUGUCCGAUGUGCAUGUAAUACUGUGAAAAGGGAGUGGUUAUGCCAAGAUGUCGUUAAAGCAUAUCGAAAUGCUGGUCGCGAUCCAAAGGAUGUAUCUAAGACCCAGUUCGGAGUUGGUCUGCUUCCCUGUGGUGUAGAUUGCAAAAGAAAAGUCAAGGUUGUUGACUCAGAAUUGCAUCUUCGCAAAGCUAAUGAGAUCAAGAGCCCCGUCGUAGAAGCUGCAGACGUGCCGAAACGGAGGAAGAGACGUGAGCGGGUGCAAGAAACAAAGCAGAUUUCAAAGUUUCAGGAAAUCAAGAAAACCAUCUGGAGAUGUCUCUUAGUAAUGCUGUUGUUUAUUGUUGUGGUUUUGAUCGCAUAUUUUGGCUAUAAAGGAAUCUUCUGGCUCUCUGAUCGGAUGAAUGAAAUCGAAGAACAGAGGAUGAGGAAACGAUUGCCGAGAAUUUAAGCGCUGAAUGGCUUGAAAAGAUUAUUUAUUAUUUUCGGGGGUAAAUAGGAAAAAAGUAUUACUUUGUUCGCCAAAGUUUGCUCAUCUCUGGGGAAUCAUAGGAAAAAAAGAAAAAGAAAAAAAAGAGAGAACCUUGUUAGGGUUUCAUUGUUUGUCGUGUGAGUGGAAAAUAUACUGAAUGUUUGAUAUUGGAUAUUUGCAUGGGAUAAUUUCUUGACAAUAAUUAUUGCUAAUUUUUUGUAUCAGUAUGAUAGAAUUCAAAAGAUCGAGAGAAGUGUAGUAAUUGAUGGUUGGACUUAUUUUCAAUGAUUUAAAACUCGAGUCAGACCAACCGGUUCAACCGGUCUCAUCAUUAUCUAGUCUAUAAA
This is a messenger RNA of Ananas comosus (pineapple), 3136 nucleotides long. RefSeq names its product NF-X1-type zinc finger protein NFXL2. Bases 57 to 2768 code for a protein of 903 amino acids. Gene Ontology annotation, molecular function: RNA polymerase II transcription regulatory region sequence-specific DNA binding; zinc ion binding; DNA-binding transcription factor activity, RNA polymerase II-specific. Gene Ontology annotation, cellular component: nucleus. Lineage: Eukaryota; Viridiplantae; Streptophyta; Magnoliopsida; Poales; Bromeliaceae. The transcript is spliced from 13 exons. The record is from RefSeq and is a predicted model, not a curated record. Gene Ontology annotation, biological process: regulation of DNA-templated transcription.